Molecule: messenger RNA, 1293 nt
Organism: Sinocyclocheilus grahami
Lineage: Eukaryota; Metazoa; Chordata; Actinopteri; Cypriniformes; Cyprinidae
Product: endoplasmic reticulum lectin 1-like
Exons: 10
Coding region: 169-1293 (374 amino acids)
Biological process (GO): endoplasmic reticulum unfolded protein response; ERAD pathway; retrograde protein transport, ER to cytosol
Cellular component (GO): endoplasmic reticulum lumen
Source: RefSeq, a predicted model, not a curated record
UGACAAAGUCCUGAUGCGCUUCCUGUUUUAACUCUCUAGUCAAACUAUCAGCAGUCAGUUGGCUAUUAGAUCUCACCGAUUACCUGUAGUAACCGUGUUUCUGACCCUUCUCCUCCAGCUGUCUCUCUCUAAUGUCCCGAUAGCGCUUUUGGAGGCUCAUCAGGGGCGAUGCGGGCGUUUUGGCGUUGGUUUUUGGGGCUGAUUUGGGUCGGAGUGUCUGCAAAUCGUGCAGGAUCUCCUGUGUUUUCUGAUGAAAUCCCCUUCAAAAUCAAAUGGCCCGGGGCAGACUUCACCCUGUCAACGUCAGGAGGCCUGUACAAAGAAGAUGACUAUGUUAUCAUGACAACUGCGGAAAAAGAAAAGUACAAAUGUUUAUUGCCAUCUUUGUCCGGCAACCAGGAGGAUGACGUGAAGGAGUAUGAUGGACCGAGUCCAGCUGAGCUUCUGGAGCCGUUAUUCAAACAGAGCAGCUGCUCCUACAGAAUCGAGUCAUACUGGACAUAUGAAGUGUGCCACGGGAAGCAUGUACGGCAGUACCAUGAGGACAAGGAGACAGGGCAGAAGAUCAACAUUCAGGAAUACUAUCUGGGUACCAUGAAAAAAGGGAGUGCAGAAUCAGAAAUGGAAAAAUCCAGUGACUCUGAAUCAGAAAGAUCAAACACCAACACACAGGUGCCAACAAAGAAUAUAGAGGGUCAGCUGACACCAUACUAUCCCGUAGAGAUGGGACAUGGGACUGAAUGCUCUCUGAAACAGAAUAACCCUCGCUGUACCACAGUGCUGUACGUCUGCCACCCGGAGGCAAAACAUGAGAUCCUCACGAUCGCUGAGGUCACCACCUGUCAGUAUGAAGUAGUGGUGCUCACACCCCUCCUCUGUCCACACCCGAAAUACAGGUUCAAGUUGUCCCCAGUGAAUGACAUCUUUUGCCAAGCUCUGGGUGGCUCCCCUCUCAGACCUCAGAGUCUGUCCCAGCUGGAUCGUGAGCAGGAAGAGCUGCUCAAACCACCAUUCAGCUCAAGUGGCGAAAGAGAUCCGAGAAGAUCCAGGGAGGAUACAUCUCCAGUGAAAGAAGAGGCAUAUACCUCUACCCAUAAGCCCCUGACAGUGGGCGGGCAAGCCCAGGUCACCGUUGGCACCACCCACAUCUCCCAUCUGACUGAUGAACAGCUGAUCAACGAGUUUCUGAGUGGCUCAUACUGUCUGCAUGGGGGCGUUGGAUGGUGGAAGUAUGAAUUUUGUUACGGAAAGCAUGUCCACCAGUAUCAUUGUUUGAUAAAGAAAUCAAGUUAA